Molecule: messenger RNA, 3728 nt
Organism: Nelumbo nucifera (sacred lotus)
Lineage: Eukaryota; Viridiplantae; Streptophyta; Magnoliopsida; Proteales; Nelumbonaceae
Product: villin-2-like
Biological process (GO): actin filament severing; cytoskeleton organization
Molecular function (GO): actin filament binding
Source: RefSeq, a predicted model, not a curated record
AAAUUGUUUGAAAAAAAGAAGCCAUAUUUGAAUCUUCUUUAUCGGUUUCCAGUUUCCACCGUUGCCGGUGCCACCAUGACCGGAUCUUCAGGUUCCUAAUUUCCUCACUCUUCCUUCUCCUUUUAUUUCUUCAUUCCCUCGCAUUCCCCUUCUCGUACUCAUCCCUUCUCCGCCUCUUAUCUAACAAAUUUAAAGAAAAAUUCAAGUAUAAGAACAAUUCUCUGAAAUCUGAAUAUCUGAAGAAAGCUAAAAAGUAAGAGAUAGAGAGAGAGAGAGCGAGCGAGAGAACCAGAGUGCAAUUACUCGUUUUUUGUUAAGCUUUUGCCAGCUCUGCAUCCCUUCUCACCACAUUCCGGCCAUCUUCGGCUCUGCAAGGAGAGAUAAGAAAUCGCCGACACCAGAAAUUUGGGAAUUGGAAGGCAUCCUCUGAAGCCUGUAUAAGAGAGAUUGAUAAAGAAACUGCUGCACAAUGGCAAGCUCUACAAAAAAUGUGGAUCCUGCAUUUCAUGGAGUGGGCCAUAAAGUUGGGACUGAAAUUUGGCGAAUUGAGAACUUUCAGCCAGUUCCUUUGCCAAAAACUGAAUAUGGUAAAUUCUACAUGGGGGAUUCGUACAUUAUAUUGCAGACAACCGCUGGAAAGGGAGGCUCUCAUCUAUAUGACAUUCAUUUUUGGAUUGGGAAAGACACGAGUCAGGAUGAAGCUGGAACUGCAGCAAUCAAGACAGUUGAACUUGAUACAGCCCUUGGAGGGCGUGCAAUUCAGCAUAGAGAACUCCAAGGGUAUGAGUCAGACAAGUUCUUGUCAUACUUUAAACCAUGCAUUAUUCCUUUGGAGGGUGGUGUUGCUUCUGGAUUUAAGAAACCUGAAGAAGAAACGUUUGAAACUAGACUCUAUGUUUGCCGAGGAAAACGAGUUGUCAAAUUGAAGCAGGUUCCCUUUGCUCGCUCGUCACUGAAUCAUGAUGAUGUGUUUAUCCUUGAUACGGAGAACAAGAUUUAUCAGUUUAAUGGUGCAAACUCCAAUAUUCAAGAAAGAGCAAAGGCUUUAGAAGUAAUUCAGUAUUUCAAGGACACGUAUCAUGAAGGAAAGUGUGACGUUGCAAUUAUUGAUGAUGGAAAACUUGUAGCUGAGUCAGCUUCAGGUGAAUUCUGGGUCAUUUUUGGUGGUUUUGCACCAAUUGGGAGAAAGGCUGCAACAGAAGAUGAUGCUAUUCUGGAGACUACUCCUGGAAAACUUUACAGCAUUACUAAUGGUCAGGUGACGCCAGUGGAUGGUGCACUUUCAAAAUCAAUGUUGGAGAACAACCAAUGCUAUUUACUGGAUUGUGGUGCUGAGGUUUUUGUCUGGGUUGGCCGUGCCACACAAAUGGAGGAGAGAAAAGCUGCCAACCAAGCUGCUGAGGAAUUUAUUAGCAGCCAAAACAGACCAAAAUCAACGCACAUAACCAGGGUUGUUCAAGGGUAUGAGACACAUUUUUUCAAGUCAAAUUUCGAGUCAUGGCCAAGUGGAUCAGGUACUUCUGGUGCUGAGGAUGGAAGAUCAAGAGUAGCAGCAAUGCUGAAGCAACAAGGUGUUAAUGUCAAGGGAAUAACAAAAAAUGCCCCUGUUCAUGAAGAAGUGCCACCUUUACUUGAAAGUGGUGGAAAAAUUGAGGUAUGGUGCAUUGAUGGCAGUGCCAAGACACCUGUUCCUCAAGAGGAGAUUGGUAAAUUUUACUGUGGAGAUUGCUAUAUUAUUCUCUAUACAUAUCAUUCAGGUGAUAAGAAGGAAGAGUACUACUUGUCCUGUUGGGUGGGGAAGGACAGUAUCCAGGAGGAUCAGAUGAUGGCCAUGCAGUUGGCUAAUACAAUGUUUAACUCAUUAAAAGGAAGGCCUGUUCAGGGCCGCAUUUUUCAAGGAAAAGAGCCUCCACAGUUCAUUGCAAUCUUUCAGCCUAUGGUUGUCCUUAAGGGUGGACUAAGUUCUGGUUACAAGCAGUUUAUAGAAGACAAAGGUCUAAAUGAUGAGACUUACACUGUUGAUAGUGUUGCACUUAUUCGUAUUUCUGCAACAUCUGUGCAUAAUAAUAAAGCAGUGCAAGUUGAUGCGGUGGCAACAUCUUUGAACUCUAAUGACUGUUUCUUUUUGCAAUCUGGGUCUUCAAAUUUUAUCUGGCAAGGACAUCAAAGUACUUUAGAGCAACAACAAUUAACUGCAAAAAUUGCGGACUUUUUAAAGCCAGGAGUUACUUUGAAACAUGCCAAGGAAGGAACUGAGAGUUCGACAUUCUGGUCUCCAUUAGGUGGGAAGCAAAGUUACACAAGCAAUAAAGAAACACAAGAAACUUUUAGGGAUCCUCACUUGUAUACUUUCUCAUUCCUUAAUGAAAAGUUUGAGGUAUCAGAAGUUUACAAUUUCUCUCAAGAUGAUCUACUGCCCGAGGACAUUAUGAUACUUGACACACAUGCUGAAGUAUUUAUUUGGGUCGGCCAGUGUGUGGACAGCAAAGAAAAACAAAAGGCUUUUGAAAUUGGCGAGAAAUAUGUAGAACUGGCAGCAAAAUUGGAAGGUUUGUCUCUAGAGGUACCGCUUUACAAGGUCCUGGAAGGAAAUGAACCAUGCUUCUUCACAACAUAUUUUUCAUGGGAUUCCUCAAAAGCUAUUGUUCAUGGAAAUUCGUUUGAAAAGAAGGUCUUGUUCCUGUUUGGUGCAGCACAUGUUUCAGAGGAUAAGUCUGGAUCAUCAAAUCAAGGGCCAACUCAACGGGCUUCAGCUUUAGCUGCCUUAAAUUCUGCAUUUAAUCCAUCCAGUGGAACAAAAUCAGUUGCCAGGGUAUCUACCAAGGGUGAAGGAUCACAGAGAGCUGCUGCUGUAGCAGCUCUUUCAAAUCAACUUACUUUUGAACAGAAGCAGCGGCCAUCCGAUGCCACUUCUGCAAAUACACCCACCAGGAGUCCUACUGUUGCGGCUGCCACGAAGAGUGAACUUGCUCCUGAGACGGAGGAUACUGAAGAUGUUCAAACCAAUGAAGAGGACUCAGAGGUGAAAGAAGAGUCAGAACAGCAAGACAAUAUAGUUGAAGGUGUAUACACAUACGAUCAAUUGAACACCAAGUCAGAAAACCCAGUUAGUGGAAUUGAUUUCAAGAAAAGAGAGGCUUACCUGUCUGAUGAGGAGUUCGAGACUAUACUGGGGAUGACCAAAGAAGCAUUCUACCAGCAACCAAAGUGGAAGCAGGACAUGCAGAAGAAGAAGGUUGAUUUGUUCUAAAUCAAACCAAGUAGUGACUGCUUACAUUUCUGCUGGAUUUUAUCCAUCAUGCCUUUGCUAUCCUGCUGUCUGUUGAGAAAUUUGGUAACACUGAAGUCUUGAGGGGCUCCAUCUAGCAUUUGAUUUUUGCUGGUAAUGAAGUUAGUAGCUGUCAUUUUCCUAUUUAUCAUGACUUGGUAAUACCAAGUCUGGGAAGUUUUCUUAAUUUUCUUCGCUUUUUUGUCUUUUCUGUUCAGUUUUUAUAAUUUUUUGGGGUGGAGUGGGGGUUUAAUUAAGCUGCUGCCGCUAUCCCUGUGAUAAGCAAGAUUUGUAGCUUUAAGAGAGCAGCAUGCAGGCCAUAUUCUUUUAUUUGUACAUGAGGGUAUUACCAUUUGAUGCCCUCAGAUUGAUGUUUAUCAAGAAGGGGGUAUAUAUGUUCGUUGUACUCCUUAUCGAAUUUAAUUAAAGAAACCCAUUUGUUUCGUUGAGGUUAUCUAUA